CAGUUUGCCGAUAAUCGCCAGCGGGAAGAGUGGCGAAGAAAUUUUUUCCGGCUUCAAGAAAAUAAUAAAACAAAAUCGCCACGCUGCGUAAAUCAGUGAUAAAAGUUAUGAAGAUCAGAUUGCCUCGGGAUCGAUUUCCAUCGACAUCGUCAAAUGAAGACAUUAUCGACUCUGGCAACAGCUGGAUGAACGAUGCGGAUGUGCGCCCGAUGAUGCCCCGGUUACCCCCGCCCCAGGGGAUAUUGGUGGGAGGUGUAAGGAAGCGGCGGGGCAAUCUGCCCAAGAACUCCGUGAGGAUCCUCAAGCGAUGGCUCUACGAUCACCGAUUCAACGCGUACCCGAGUGACUCGGAGAAGAUGUCGUUGAGUCAGGAAGCCAACCUGACCGUGCUACAGGUAUGCAACUGGUUCAUCAACGCGCGCCGUCGGAUCCUGCCCGAGAUGAUCAGACGCGAAGGUCACGAUCCCCUGCAGUACACGAUAUCGCGGAGGGGUCGGAAGCAGCCACCGGGCAUGGGGCCCAUGGUGGGCAUUCCCUCUACCUCAGGCAUGAUGGGCAUGGGAUACCAGUCCGUAGGAAACAUCAACGUUGUGCCGUGGAGUGAAGUUCAUAACAUGAUGGGCCCUAAUCGUUCUCAUAUAGACUACGGGGAGGGGUUGUUGGUAUAUCGUGACGUUGAUGAUUUUGGGGAAGAGGGAUACUCCAGUGCAAUAAGCGAAGAGGAGAUCAAGUACGAUCCCUCAGUCUGGCAGAGCACCAUUCGUUAUGGCUCUGACGAUAGAGACAUGCAUGUGGGCCCCCCCAGAAUGGGCCCAGCUGUGGUGACGGUGAGCACAGAGGAGGUCCCAGAACUUGGUGGCGAUGGCGCUGUUUGGACGCAGCUGACGCCCGUUCCUCCACGGAGACAGGUGGUGCCGGCAGAGAGUGAGGACAAGUUCAAAUGCUUGUAUCUUCUUGUUGAAACAGCGGUGGCUGUUCGGCAGCGAGAAAUGGAACAGGAGGAAAUGAUUUUACCAUAAGCAACAUAUCGUAGGUGAUAGCCUGAAAAUAAUGCAUUACUUUGUUCAAAGUAUUCAGAGCAAAAAUAUCAUUUAAGAAUAAAACAAUUUCUACCCUCUUAAUUAAUGAUAGCAAAACACAAUGAAUCAAUAAUUUAGGAGUAAGUUUUACAUUGAGUAAGUUGUUUUAGAUUAGAUAUCUGCUAUUUUACCAUUAGAUGGUAUAAGUAUAAAUCUUAGUUUUAAAGUAUAAGUGAUUUUUUCUGAGUCUUAAUUGCUCCAAAGAUAUUAAAGAUCAUUAUUUUGUAUUGUCAAGUCGAUUCAGCUGUUUUAAGCACGUUAAAUUUCUACUCAUUUGUUUUCAGUGAAUAAAAUGUUUUAAUGUAAA
Messenger RNA from Leptidea sinapis, 1386 nucleotides. RefSeq lists its product as uncharacterized. The coding region runs from base 108 to 1019 and encodes 303 amino acids. Gene Ontology annotation, biological process: regulation of transcription by RNA polymerase II. Lineage: Eukaryota; Metazoa; Arthropoda; Insecta; Lepidoptera; Pieridae. The record is from RefSeq and is a predicted model, not a curated record. Gene Ontology annotation, molecular function: DNA-binding transcription factor activity, RNA polymerase II-specific; RNA polymerase II cis-regulatory region sequence-specific DNA binding. The transcript is spliced from 6 exons.